Microdochium trichocladiopsis is the source of this 2955-nucleotide messenger RNA. RefSeq lists its product as uncharacterized. Lineage: Eukaryota; Fungi; Ascomycota; Sordariomycetes; Xylariales; Microdochiaceae. Gene Ontology annotation, cellular component: exosome (RNase complex); P-body. Gene Ontology annotation, biological process: mRNA catabolic process. The record is from RefSeq and is a predicted model, not a curated record. The coding region runs from base 1 to 2955 and encodes 984 amino acids. Gene Ontology annotation, molecular function: 3'-5'-RNA exonuclease activity; RNA binding. The transcript is spliced from 2 exons.
AUGGCUACGGUCAGGCAUUCCGGCGGCCUGAGCAGCGCUGCGGCAAGAGCACUCGCGGGCCUCCCGGAUCGUGAGAUCAAGCCGCCGAUACGGGAGCGCCUGCGUGCAUGGGAGAAGGAGAACCCAGGCGCGGUGCAGUCGAUGCUGACGGACCACGCCGCGGAGGGCGAGACUUCAAACACCUACACCCGCCCGCAGAACAUGACCACAGUGCAGUUUGAUAUCACCAAGCCGCUGUUUGAUGGGGACGAGCUGAGUGACCUGCGCUCGGACGAUGCCCUGCUCCAGGCGGGCGAUCUUGUGGAGUUGAGCUCGGGGGGUUCACGGCGACCAGCCUUGGCGAUCUGCCUGGGCAAAUUCAACGGCUAUGAACACUACUAUACGAGUAGCGGCAAGUGGUUCUAUGGUAUGGGGGUGAAGACGCUCUUCAUGGUCAAUGGCUUUGCCACUCCCCAGGAGAUUGAGCCUGUCAUCCGGGAGCUCCCGCCCUCGGACGCGCCACUGGAGCUUCUCAAUGCUCUACAGGAUCUUGGACACGGCCCGCAAAGAUCAACAGGAGCUGUACUACUGCAUAAGAUGCUCGAGUUUGUGCAAAAGUCUGAAGAGAUCUAUCAGCACAACGCGGGUACGCUUGAUGCCUCGAGCGCCUUCAUCGGUGACCAGCACAAGCACCGCUACCUGACCCUGUACGAGAUUGCGGACAAGUUGCUCCCUGCAGGAAUGAAGACGAAGGGCUCAUUCGAACCGGCCGCCCUGUACGCGGUUCACCGGGCGCUGAUGCAAAGCGAGACAUUCUUCCGACCGCUCAUGGCCACGGGCCACCGUAGGUCUUACCUUUUCGAAGUCAGUCCUCUGUCGGAGGUUCGUACCGUACAGCGAGUCGAGCAAAUGGUUCGUGAGUACAUCCAGAUCGCCGCCGUGACGGGCAACGCCACCCACGAGCUGCGCAAAAAGGGCACUCCGCCCUCGCUGGCCUCCUUUGCCCGCACCGCUCGCGAAGCUAUCGACCAGAGCCGGAAGCAUCGACCCCUCACCUCGUGCGGCGUGAUCGGUCCUUCAGAUGGCAACUUUGUGCCCACCGUGAAAUGGUCGCGGACAGAUCGCGACUUCUUGCAUUUCAUUGAGUUGUGGUGUGGCUACCGCAAGUUCCCCAAUUACUCGCGGCUGCAAGCGCUUGGUUCUGCGAUCCUGCGAGCAGUGGACCGAUAUCAAGAGACGGAGCUCUUGAACGGCUCGACAGGGUGGACCUUUCUGCAGGAGGUCGGCCAGAUAUCACCAUGGGAGAUCCCCGCACGAUUCACCACUAGGUUUCCAGACGUCGAGAUCGACAAGAACGGCGGGUAUAUACGUCCGCUGCCCGAAGGUCCGCUCGAAAUGCAUCUGCAAAAGGACUUGUUUGCAGGCUUGAGGAAGAAGUGGACCGGUGUUACCGCGUUCUGUAUCGAUGCCGACACCACAGUAGAUAUCGACGAUGCCGUGUCUGUGGAGAAGACAGAGAAGCAUGAUGAGUUCUGGAUCCAUGCACAUAUUGCCGAUCCAGGUUCCCGCAUCUCGCCAGAUACACCCGUGGCAAAGUAUGCAGAGCUUUUGCCGCAGACGAUCUAUCUGCCUGGCAACUUCGAGCGGAUGCUUCCAGAAAAGAUCGGGCGUGCCAAAUUCUCUCUAGCCCCAAAGCGGCCUUGCCUUACUUUCAGCGCGCUUGUAGACGAGUCUGGCCAGAUUCUUGAGUCAAAGAUUACCCCUGGUAUUCUUCAAGAUGUGGUCUACAUGAACGGCGAGAACGUAUCACGAGCUCUUGGCGAAGUUAGAGGAGAGCCGGUCGUGGGGACAGGUCAGCUUGCGAUAGGCUCACAAUCGCAAGAGGCGCCACCACCAAACAGACCCAUGACCGAAGAGCCAACACCAGCUCAGCUAGAAGACCUCAAGCUCCUCUCGAGACUAGGGAAGCGCAUGCACGAGAGGCGGCUCAGCCGAGGCGCGACGCCGCUAUUCCAGCCUCGGGCCGAAGUCGACGCAUAUUUCCAAGCGACACAACAACCUGACUCAACGGCGCCGAAGACAGAUCCCUCGAUUCGCAUCGGCUACAAACAGAGGACAGAUACCGACAUUGUCGAGAACGUCAUGAAGCUUGCUGGUGAAGUGGCCGCGCGAUGGUGCCAUGACCGUGGCAUCCCAAUCCCAUACCGCACGCAGCCCCACGCCGCACGUAACAUGGAGCGCAUUGCGCAGUACACCAGAGAUGUGUUCUACCCACUCCUCAAGCAGGGAAUCCGUCCAGGCGAUCAACAAUGGCGGCAGCUGCGCUCUCUUGUUGGCGUCGACGAGCUCACGACCAACGCGGGCCCGCACUGGACCCUCGGCGUGGACAUGUACACAAAGGCCACCUCUCCGCUGCGCCGCUACUCUGACCUCAUCGUGCACUGGCAGAUCGAGGCCGCGCUUCUCGAAGAGCAGCGCCGCGGGAAGUCCCUGGUAGGGAACAAGGACGACACGUUCCUGCCCUUCCCGAAGGCGCAGCUCGAUCGGGUCCUGCCGAUGCUGCGGCUGCGCGAGCGCCAGGCGCGCGCUCUGACCAACGGCGACGGCGGUGACCAGUGGAUGCUGUACGCGCUCGUGCGGGCGUGGAAGUUCAACGAGGCGCCCCUGCCCGAGACUUUCCAGCUCACCGUCGAGCACGUGCUUGGCAAGCAGUCCAUCUCGGGCAAGCUCGACUGGUUCGAGCGCAGCGCCGUGCUGCGCGCCGACGCCCUGAACGGCGUCACCCGCAUCGGAAACGUCCGCGUGGGCGACGUGCUGACUGUCAAGCUGCAGGACGUCAAUGUCCAUGCAAACAAGGUGCUCGUCGAGGCAGUCGAUGUCGUCAAGAGCAGCAGCCUCGCCGCCGAGGCUGACUCGGCCGCCACCCUCGGUGGUGAUGCGGCGUCAAGCUCGCCCGUGACGGCACCCAUCUCUUGA